Molecule: messenger RNA, 4077 nt
Organism: Notechis scutatus (mainland tiger snake)
Lineage: Eukaryota; Metazoa; Chordata; Lepidosauria; Squamata; Elapidae
Source: RefSeq, a predicted model, not a curated record
GAGGGAGCGUCCUGUUAUGCGUGUUUGUCCGCUGGUCUGUCGGGCCUGCUUCCGAGCCCGGCGCGCGGCCCUGGCCGCUCCGUCAUGGAGGCAGCGGCGCAGGCGGCAGAAGCGAGGGCCGUUGAAGCAGGCACAGCCGACGGAGCGAGCGCCACGGCGGCGGCGGCGGCGGCGUCCCCUAAUCCCUUCUUUUCCCGCCGGACGACUUGAGCCGUCCCGCCUCGCGGGGGCUUCUCCAGCAUGAGCGGAGGAGGGGGAGGAAGCGACGGGGGCGGCGGCGGCAGCUCCUCUCCGUCUGCCCCAGGCCGGUUCGCCGACUACUUCGUGAUCUGUGGUUUGGACACCGAGACUGGCCUGGAACCGGACGAGCUCUCCGGUGAGUUAACUCAGCCCCGCAGCCGCUGGAAGCGCAGCAGCUUGGACGGACCCCCGGAUGCAUGGCGUCGUUUGGAUGCCUUGGAGGAAGGGAGGAGCGGGGACUACUGUAGAUCGUGCUUUUCUCCCUUAGGGCCCGGGCAGAUAACGCGCACUUUCUCCCCCCGCACAUCCCUUUCCCUCGGUCUCUCUUACGUGGAUGGACAUACACUGAAAGGAACAGACUGUAAGGAAAAGGAGGAAGGCUGUAAGGAAAAGAUUGAGAAACUAUGCAUGCCUAAAGGUUUGUCUUUCAAGACACAAGCUGAUGCCAGAGAACCUCAAUUUCAUUCAUUCAUCAUUACACGUGAAGAUGGAUCACGGACAUUUGGAUUUUCUCUAACAUUUUAUGAGGAAGUUACCAGUAAGCAAAUCUGUAGCGCAAUGCAGACAUUGUAUCUCAUGCACAAUGCAGAAUAUGAUAUUCUUCAUGCUCCAUCCACCAAUGAUAAAGAUAACCUUAGCACUAUAGAGGAUUGUAAUGGUACCUCUGUAUCAAAACUACAGCGAUUUAACUCGUACGACAUUAGUAGAGACACGCUCUAUGUCUCUAAGUGUAUUUGUCUGAUCACUCCAAUGUCUUUCAUGAAGGCAUGUAGGAAAGUGCUUGAACAACUCCACCAAGCUGUAACUUCACCUCAGCCACCACCAUUACCACUGGAAAGCUUUAUCUACAACAUUCUAUAUGAAGUUCCUCUCCCUCCAGCAGGAAGAUCUCUAAAGUUUUCAGGAGUUUAUGGACCUAUAAUCUGCCAGAGGCCAAGCACCAAUGAAUUGCCAUUAUUUGAUUUUCCAGUCAAAGAUGUUUUUGAGUUACUUGGAGUGGAGAAUAUGCUUCAACUCUUCACCUGUGCUCUUUUGGAAUUUCAGAUACUGCUUUAUUCACAACAUUACCAGAGGCUGAUGACAGUGGCAGAGACAAUCACAGCACUGAUGUUUCCAUUCCAAUGGCAGCAUGUCUAUGUUCCCAUCCUUCCGGCCUCUCUCCUACAUUUUCUAGACGCUCCUGUCCCAUAUUUAAUGGGAUUGCACUCUAAUGGGCUUGACGACCGGUCUAAAUUGGAGCUCCCUCAAGAGGCAAAUUUGUGUUUUGUGGAUAUAGACAACCAUUAUGUUGAGUUGCCAGAAGACUUGCCUCAAUUUCCAUAUAAACUUGAAUUCAUUCAGGAAGUCUCUGAAGUACUUAUGGCUUUUGGGAUUCCACCUGAGGGAAACCUACAUUGUAAUGAAAGUGCCUCCAAGAUGAUGAAAAGUCUCAGGACCUGUGACAUAGUCUCUGAUAAGAGAAAUGGCAAUUUAGGAGGACCAACUAUGAAUACUUAUGAACUACUGAAAGAAAAUGAAACCCUAGCAAGACUGCAAGCGCUUGUUAAAAGAACAGGAGUUAGUCUAGAAAAGGUUGAAUUUCGAGAAGAGAUGAGUAGCAAGAAGGAUCUGAAAAUGCAGUGUGAUGAAGAAGAAUUAAAGAUUUACCAGCUCAACAUUCAAAUACGGGAAGUUUUUGCAAAUCGUUUCACUCAGAUGUUUGCAGAUUAUGAAGUAUUUGUUAUUCAGCCUAGUCAGGACAAAGAGUCGUGGUUCAGUAAUAGAGAACAGAUGCAGAACUUUGAUAAAGCAUCCUUCUUGUCUGAUCAGCCGGAACCUUAUUUGCCUUUCCUCUCAAGAUUUUUGGAGACGCAGAUGUUUGCUUCUUUUAUUGACAACAAGAUUAUGUGUCAUGAUGGAGAGGAUAAAGAUCCUAUCUUGAGAGUGUUUGAUUUUAGAGUUGAUAAAAUAAGAUUGUUAAAUGUUCGAACACCAACUUUGCGCACAUCCAUGUAUCAAAAAUGCAGUACCAUUGAUGAAGCUGAAAAAGCUAUUGAGUUAAGACUGGCAAAAAUAGACCAUACUGCAGUCCUUCCUCAUUUAUUAGAUAUGAAGAUUGGACAAGGAAAAUAUGAACCUGGCUUUUUCCCCAAGCUACAAUCUGAUGUACUUUCAACGGGGCCAGCAAGCAAUAAAUGGACCAAACGCAAUGCACCUGCACAGUGGAGGAGGAAAGACAGACAGAAACAGCACACAGAGCACCUGCGUCUUGAUAACGAUCAGAGAGAGAAAUACAUCCAAGAAGCUCGAAAUCUGGGUAGCACUAUUCGCCAACCCAAAUUGUCUAAUCUGUCACCAUCAGUAAUUGCCCAGACUAAUUGGAAAUUUGUUGAAGGAUUGCUGAAGGAAUGCCGAAAUAAGACAAAAAGGAUGCUUGUGGAAAAAAUGGGCCGAGAAGCCGUAGAACUUGGUCAUGGUGAGGUGAACAUUACAGGAGUGGAAGAAAACACAUUAAUAGCCAGUCUCUGCGAUCUUUUGGAAAGAAUAUGGAGCCACGGACUUCAGGUGAAGCAGGGGAAAUCUGCCUUGUGGUCACACUUGUUACAUUACCAAGAAAACAGACAGCGAAAAUCUACAUCUGGAAGCUUCAGUACCUCAGGAAUUCUUCUAGAUGCUGAAAGAAGGAAGUCAGAUGCCAAUCCAGGAAUGUCUCCUUUAAGAGUAUCCCUCAUCCAGGACAUGAGGCAUAUUCAGAAUAUAAGUGAGAUCAAAACUGAUGUUGGUAAAGCUAGAGCUUGGGUUCGGCUCUCCAUGGAAAAGAAAUUACUUUCCAGACAUCUGAAACACCUUCUUUCUGAUUAUGAACUCACAAAAAAACUCUACAAGCGCUAUGCUUUCCUCCGUUGCGAUGAUGAAAAAGAACAGUUUCUGUAUCAUCUCUUGUCAUUCAAUGCUGUAGAUUACUUCUGUUUCACCAAUGUUUUUACAACAAUUUUGAUUCCAUAUCAUAUAUUGAUAGUUCCUAGCAAAAAACUUGGUGGUUCAAUGUUUACAGCCAACCCAUGGAUAUGCAUUUCAGGAGAAUUGGGUGAAACAGGAAUCCUGCAGAUUCCAAGAAAUAUGCUGGAGAUGACAUUUGAGUGUCAGAAUUUGGGAAAACUUACUACGGUACAGAUGGGACAUGAUAAUUCUGGAUUGUAUGCCAAGUGGCUAGUGGAAUAUGUGAUGGUCAGAAAUGAAGUGACGGGUCACACUUACAAGUUUCCAUGUGGAAGAUGGCUUGGAAAAGGUGUAGAUGAUGGCAGCUUAGAAAGGAUCCUAGUGGGUGAAUUGCUAACAUCUCAUACUGAAGUAGACGAAAGACAGUGCAGAACCCCCCCAUUGCAGCAAUCCCCUAGCAUGAUCAGAAGAUUUGUCACCAUAUCACCUAACAACAAGCCAAAGUUAAAUACAGGUCAGAUACAAGAAUCUAUUGGUGAAGCUGUAAAUGGAAUUGUCAAACAUUUCCACAAGCCAGAGAAAGAGAGAGGAAGUUUAACACUUUUGCUUUGUGGAGAAGGUGGACUUGUUUCAGCUCUAGAGCAAGUGUUCCAGCAUGGAUUUAAAUCUCCUAGGCUGUUCAAAAAUGUUUUUAUUUGGGAUUUUCUAGAAAAAGCACAAGGAUUUUAUGAAGCUCUUGAUCAGAAUGAACUGGUCCCGGAAGAAAACUGGCAGAAAAGGGCGAGGAGUUUUUGUCGCUUUGUAACAGCCAUCAACAACACUCCUAGAAACAUUGGGAAAGAUGAGAUCAUCUCUUACACCAUUGGAUUGCUCUGUUGGCAGACUGCCCCAUCACUGCUCAGAUGUAUGAGGAUAUAG